This is a messenger RNA of Bactrocera dorsalis (oriental fruit fly), 681 nucleotides long. It is a transcript of the gene CCAP, whose product is annotated as cardioactive peptide. The record is from RefSeq and is a predicted model, not a curated record. Bases 248 to 676 code for a protein of 142 amino acids. NCBI's taxonomy places the organism in Eukaryota, Metazoa, Arthropoda, Insecta, Diptera, Tephritidae. The transcript is spliced from 3 exons.
AAUUCUACUAUGUACAUUCGCCAUUUUCAACGCUCUGUGGCGGCUCGGGAAUAAUUAUAAGCCGCGCGGUCCACUUUCAUGGUCAAUUGUACGCCGAACGCUGCACGGAACAGUUAGUACAAAUAAGCUGUCGAAUUAAACAUAGAAGUUGUUUCUACAUUUACUUAAAAAGUUUGUGUCAAGUGUAAAAGUUAAAAAAAAUUUUAAUAACUAAUUGAAGAUUUUUUUUGAAAAAAAAAAUCCAAAAAUGUUUGCAUGGAAGUUGUGGUCCAUGAUUUGGUUGUUGUGUCUACAUUCUACAUUGCAAAAUGAGAUGGAUAAUGACGAUUUGAAUCACAAAUUAAGAGGCAUCAUCCAAUGGAAAUAUGAGAAACGUCCAUUUUGCAAUGCUUUUACAGGUUGUGGUAAAAAGCGCUCAUCUCCCCCUUACCCUUUAUGGAAACGAGCUGACUUGGAUGAUGUCAAAAUGUAUAACAACGAAGAUAUGUCGGAAGGACUAAGCGAUCUCAUCGAUAUAAAUGCCGAGCCGGCCGUGGAAAAUGUACAAAAACAAAUUAUGUCGCAAGCCAAGAUAUUUGAGGCCAUCAAGGAGGCGAGCAAAGAGAUAUUCCGUCAGAAAAAUAUACAGAAACAGCGACAGCGCGAAACAAAUCCAGAAGCCAUCGAGAGAGUUUAGGCGAA